AUGGCAAGCGGUCGAGAUGAGUGGGCGUCAUGGAAGAAAGUCUUGAAAAGGGAGGGCAAGAAGGGUUACACCCUAGCGCGAGACUCAUUGCGUGAAGGGUGGCGUGAGGGUUGGUCUUCUUCGUCCGAGAAGGUCACAUCCGACAGCGACACCCAGGAUGCGGCGUCGAACGGGGGAUCAGGGCACGAUCAGGAAGUCAUUCCGAAGCCAGAAGCCGACUUCGAAUACGAACCUCUUCCCGGCGAGGGCUUCAUAAGGUUGCUAAAGAUCGUUCCUGGAAAUAAGGAAGAAAUGAUCAGGCUUGAGUUGUCCACUGUCAUGCUGGACAACUCCUACGGCACCUAUGAGUCUUUAAGCUAUGUCUGGGGCAACCCGAAGCAGCCCAAGAAAAGCGUCAUCGUCAACGACGCCUCAAUGGAGAUUUACCAGAGCCUCCACACAAUUCUUACGAGUCUUCGGCCUUCCACUUCUGAGGAAGGUCGCGUUCUCUGGGUUGACGCAAUCUGUAUAAAUCAAGGCGACAUGAUCGAGCGCAAUGAGCAAGUUCCAAUUAUGGAUAGAAUCUACCAAAAUUCCUGGCGUACUGUUGUCUGGCUGAGAGCCGAGACUGAAGGCGGAGAGGAAUUAUUCGACAUGUUACAUGACCUAGCUGAGGAUGCGAAGGCUCUAAGGAAUUCUUCGACCACGAGCUCCUUGGACAAGGGAAAUGUUGGCGAUGACAUCGAUUCCGCCUCACUUCCAGCGAUACUCCAGCAAUUCCUGAGGCGCGAGCCUGUACAGAGUGCUAAGAGGGACCUUUACCUCGCCAGGAUGGACAUCUGGUCUAUGUUAAGUUGCGAAUGGUGGUAUCGAGCCUGGACACUUCAAGAGAUCUUGCUUUCAUCCUCGAUCAUUCUCAUCCAGGGUGACCUGAAGAUUGACUGGCACGAUUUCUGCCUUGCAGUCGAUCAUGGCCUGAGAAUGCACAUCUGGAUAUUUCUCGACUCAGGUACUUUCGUCGCUGAGGAAAUUAUCCCGUACCUCUCUAUCAAGUCUCUGCAGCUCCAAUUAGGGCUUUAUGGGGAUUCAACGCAAAAUCGGCCGGACUUCGGGGCAGAAGGCGUCCUUAAGCUACUAGAAAAGUGCAGGCAGAGGGAAUCCAAAGACCCCAGGGACAAGAUAUACGCCAUAUUUGGCAUCAUUAAAGCCGUCCAAAAGAUGCGGCCUCCUUCGGACGCUGUGCACCGAAUGUUCAUGGACCCGGACUACACUAACCCGGUGGUCUACGUCUACAGAAUGCUCACCCAGCAGCUCAUCGAGGCAACUGAGAGCCUGGACGUCUUAGGCGUGUGUCCGCCAUCCACGCGUAGAGGUCUCCCAUCUUGGGUAACCGACUGGAGCGUCUCUGACUCUUUCGCGGUACCCCUGACGCGUGACUCUCUAGACAGGCCGCGGCGCACACAUGCUGCGCGGGGGGCCCCAGCACGAGUACGGUUCCCCCCAGAUGCUGUGACUUUGGUUCUGCGCGGGCAUGAGGUCACAAAAGUAAAGGCGAUCUCAGAAGUUUUGACCCGAGUCCACUUCACUCUCGAGACGAGAGAAUCAAAGGACGAUUCCACGGACAGCGCUACAGGAGGCUUCCGUUCGACAGUCAAGGAGUUAUAUGAGGAGACCCAUGCGGACCUGCACGCCGAAGCGUCCUACUUUCACACCCUGCUCGAAUGGGAGAGAUUUGCUUCCAAAACGACGGCACAGAACCCAGGAGGAGAAGACCCGCAAUCGGUAUACUGGAAAACGCUCUGCGCGGGGACGUACGACCCAAGUGAUCCGUCGAAGACGGAAGCGAUGUACCAGGAGUGGCUGAAGGUGCUCGUGAACCUUCGAAACAACGAGAAAAGAUUUGGGUCUUUUUCAUCGAAGAUCAAUCCAAUGAUUUACACGAUGCAGUCCAUUUCAUGGAGCGUCGGCUUCCCAGAAUUUACCCCAUAUCUGGAAUGCGCCAUCGAGAGACGAUUUGGAUGGUGCGAAAACGAGUGGUUGUGUCUGCUCCCCGAGGGGGCCCAGAAAGAUGACAGGGUCGUGCUUGCAGAGGGCGGCAAAGUACCUCUAGUGUUGAGACCUGAUGGUGAUGGAUACUACAUGUUCGUGGGAGAGGCGUAUAUCCAUGGCAUCAUGAACGGGGAGGCUUUCCGGCCCGAGCUAUGUCAGGACAUAAAAGUCUGUUGA
Messenger RNA from Diaporthe amygdali, 2205 nucleotides. RefSeq names its product HET domain-containing protein. Lineage: Eukaryota; Fungi; Ascomycota; Sordariomycetes; Diaporthales; Diaporthaceae. The coding region runs from base 1 to 2205 and encodes 734 amino acids. The record is from RefSeq and is a predicted model, not a curated record. The transcript has 3 exons.